AUGAAAGCGUUUGAAUUUUCCAAUUCGGCACAGCAAGUGCCCAGCUCGCUGCAGCAACCCUUCACCAUCACCGCCAAUCCUGGCACUGACCUCUGGCGCAAGCCGCCCUCAACGAGCCGUUUCAAUGUGCCAUUCCUGCAUACUCGCGCCACGCCGCUCGCCAGCUUACAAAGGGCUCGAGUCCGAGUGUCUGCCUAUUGGAAAACACUCUACGACCAAGGCGGACUGGCGAUCUUCAGCGGCUACAGGAUCUGGAUUAAAGCCGGCAUUGAAUUUACGCAUGGUCGGCCAAAUGUCAGCGUUGUGGCUACCGAUCGAUGGUCCGACUGGAGCUUGUCACCCAUGCCGCAACCCAACAACGGUGAUGUCACCAUCGAAAUGAUCCGCGAAAAGGAUGGCAGCUUGUGGAUCUAUGUGAUUGAAGCAGACGGUGAAAAAAGACCAGUUAGAGAAGUCACGUGGGCAUUCGACAGUCAAGACAAAGCUGAGUGCUGGGUCGGUGCAUUCGCUGCGAAACCGUCAAAUGAAGCUGGCAACCUGGAGGUUCAAUUUGAUGGGCUGGAGAUUGAAUUUGCCUGA
Molecule: messenger RNA, 579 nt
Organism: Xylona heveae TC161
Lineage: Eukaryota; Fungi; Ascomycota; Xylonomycetes; Xylonales; Xylonaceae
Exons: 3
Coding region: 1-579 (192 amino acids)
Source: RefSeq, a predicted model, not a curated record